GCCAUGUGUCUGGUCGCUUUCUCCUCUAUGUAAAUAUAAACCAAUUGUAAAAAAUCCACAGUAACCGUAAGCUCUCUUCAUGAUAUUUCUCUACACUUGCUAAGUGAGCAACGAACUGACCUCUCAGAAAUGAGUCUCUGUGCCAUUUUUGGGCACUAUUUGGUUUUCAUUGUGGUGCUUAUGCCUACUUUGGUGCCUAAGAGUGAUGGUAAAUGUGCUUUUGAGGCCAUCUUCAACUUUGGCGACUCGAAUUCCGACACCGGCGGGUUUUGGGCAGCUUUUCCGGCACAGGCACCACCCAAUGGCAUGACCUAUUUCAAGAGACCUGUUGGCCGAGCCACUGAUGGGAGGCUAAUGAUCGAUUUCUUGGCUCAAGCUUUAGGGUUGCCAUUUCUGAGUCCAUACCUGCAAUCAAUUGGAUCUGACUAUAGACAUGGAGCCAACUUUGCAACAUUAGCAUCCACAGUUCUCCUACCAAACACAUCCUUGUUUGUCACUGGGAUUAGUCCUUUUUCUCUUGCCAUUCAGCUCAACCAAAUGAAAGAAUUCAAGGUCAAAGUUGAUGAGCUUCAUUCUAAAGGUCACAAAGGUGCGAGUAAUCUUCCUCAACCGGACAUAUUUGGAAAGGCAAUCUACACAUUCUAUAUUGGACAGAAUGACUUUACCUCCAACUUAGCAUCUCUUGGUAUUGGUAGAGUGAAGCAAUCUCUUCCUCAAGUGGUUUCUCAAAUUGCUAGCACCAUUAAGGUGCUAUAUGGGUUGGGAGGACGCACAUUUCUGGUACUUAAUCUUGCACCCGUGGGUUGUUACCCAGCCUUUUUGGUAGAGUUGCCACACAACAGUUCUGAUCUGGAUGCAUUUGGAUGCAUGGUGUCCUAUAACAAUGCAGUGGUGGACUAUAAUAACAUGUUGAAAGAUGCUCUUCACCAAACCAGACAAGGGCUGCAGCAUGGUACCAAAUCAUGUUGUGGAUAUGGAGGUGGUACCUACAACUUUGACCCUAAACUUUUCUGUGGAAACAGCAAGGUGAUUAAUGGGAAGACUGUGACAGCAACAGCUUGUGGUGACCCAUACAACUAUGUGAGCUGGGAUGGCAUACAUGCUACUGAAGCUGCAAACAAGCUUGUUACAUAUGCUAUUCUCAAUGGGUCUUAUUUUGAACCACCUUUUCAACUUAAUAAGUUGUGUCAGCUCCAACCUAUAGGCUGAUGAUAUGAUCUUUUGUCCACUAGGAAAUGUCAUGAAUAACAAUACACUAUCAAUCAUUGCUGAGAAAUGAUAUUCAUCAAUAAAUG
Messenger RNA from Ilex paraguariensis (yerba mate), 1295 nucleotides. NCBI's taxonomy places the organism in Eukaryota, Viridiplantae, Streptophyta, Magnoliopsida, Aquifoliales, Aquifoliaceae. The record is from the annotation of a GenBank genome assembly.